Molecule: messenger RNA, 1100 nt
Organism: Trematomus bernacchii (emerald rockcod)
Lineage: Eukaryota; Metazoa; Chordata; Actinopteri; Perciformes; Nototheniidae
Product: aquaporin-4
Exons: 6
Coding region: 228-1046 (272 amino acids)
Biological process (GO): transmembrane transport
Cellular component (GO): plasma membrane
Molecular function (GO): water channel activity
Source: RefSeq, a predicted model, not a curated record
AUGCAACCUUGUGUGUGUGCACAGGAAGACUUGAUUGGUGUGGGGUGAGGAGAGAGAGACUGAGAGAGAGGGGAGGCUACCCUCUUCAAAGGACCUCUCAGACUCUACACGUUAAUGAGGGAUUUAGACCCUGAAGCCCUCAGACCCUGACAGCUACACACAGGCAGAAGGACGAGCACACAAACAGACGGACAUACACAGAAAAAUACAUACUUUUUGGGUUUGAAAUGACGUGGCGUGAGCUACGAAGUCGGCAGUUCUGGUGCGCCAUCCUUGCUGAGCUGCUCGGCACCAUGAUCCUAGUGAGCGCUGUGCUGGGGGCCUCUGUGCCGGGCCCGGGAGAGGCCUCCACGGGACCCCUGUACCCAGCAGUGGCAGUAGGGGUGUCAAUUAUUACGCUGUCACACUGCUUUGGAGAAAUAAGUGGGGCACAGGUGAACCCUGCAGUGACUCUGGCUCUGUUGGCCACUCGCAGGCUGGAUGUUCUCAAGGCCGUUGUUUAUAUCGCUGCACAGUGUUUGGGGGCCACUUUAGGAGCCGGGGCCCUCUACCUGGCCCUGCCAGUCAAAUCCACUGCAGACAUCUUCGUCAACAGGGUUCCCAUCGAGCUGAAUGCAGCCCAGGCUCUGGGCAUGGAGGUGUUGUGCACCUUCCAGAUGGUCUUCACCGUGUUCUCAGUGGAGGAUCAGCGACGGAGGGAAAGCACAGAACCAGGAAACCUCGCCAUAGGAUUAGCCCACACUGCUGGAGUGCUAAUAGGGGGGCGCUUCUCCGGUGCCAGUAUGAACCCUGCACGCUCUCUGGGUCCAGCCAUCAUCACGGGUCUAUGGGGAGACCACUGGGUUUAUUGGCUUGGCCCGGUGAUGGGCUCCAUACUGGCCGGAGUGUCCCACGAGUUCUUCUUUGCACGCAGCGCCUCUCGCCAGAAGUUUAUGGCAUGUCUGACCUGUAAGGACAUCGAGAUUGUUGAGGCGGCCAGCAUCACGGGAUCGUCUCUGUCCACAGUCACACAGAACGCCAUCAGAGCCAAACAGGCCAACAACUGAGGACACAAGCAUGAAGAAACACAUACAUACAUACCCCUAUACACACACACACAC